GCUGCUCAGUGUUGUCAUUUCCAAACAUGUCCAUCACGUUCUAAGUAGAGGAUUUUAUAUUUAUCCUGAGAGUUUAUUCUCUGUCACAAUGAGUAACGUUUGCAGAGAAAUCAUCACUCUUCAGUUGGGACAUUAUUCAAACUUUGUCGGGACUCACUGGUGGAAUUUACAGGAUGCCUCUUUGUCCUACGAUCCAGACACGUCCCUGGGUGAGAUCCAGAGUGAUGUCCUCUUUCGAGAGGGACAGACUCUGGGGGGACACGUCACACACACACCUCGCCUCAUCGCCAUGGAUCUCAAAGGAAGUCUCCGGACUCUACGGCAGGAGGGAAGUCUGUAUGACCCCAGCGAAGAGGCCUCCGCUGUCACAUGGGAGGGAAGCCUCAUGAUGCACGAAGAAACUCCAGCUGAGAAGAACCCUUUUCUAGAAGAUCUGGACAGGCUGGAUAGAGGGCAGACCCUUGCUGAAGAUGAUCUUCACCCCCAACCUCGGCGCUCAGCUGCUGCAGUGAGCCUGGAUGUGAACAGCCAGCUGGCACGGCUCCAGAAGGCCUACCGGCUGGAGGGCAGCGUGAGGGUGUGGUCCGACUUCCUGAGGUUGCACCUGCACCCCCGCAGCAUCUCCGUUAUCCACCAGUUCAACCACGACGGGGAGGCUCACCGUCUGGAGGCGUUCGGCCAGGGAGAGGCCCUCCUGCAGGGGCCCGUGCUGGAGCAGCUGGAGGACAAACUGCACUUCUUCGUAGAGGAGUGUGACUACCUGCAGGGUUUCCAGGUGUUGUGUGACCUGGCGAAUGGCUUUGCAGGCCUGGGGUCAAAGGUCACAGAGAUGCUACAGGACUCCUACGGUGGGAGGGGCAUCCUGACCUGGGGGUUAGCGCCUGUCAGUCACCCGGAUUCAACCCCCAUGAGGGAGCUGUACCACCAGCUGAACUGCACCUUAGGGACGGUGAGCAUGGCCAGCCACAGCUCCUUCUUCUGCCCCCUCACUCUGAGGGGGGGGCUGGGCAGACGGCCCUCUGCUCCCGCUGCGUUCCCCUACCUAAACUAUGAUCCCUCCCUGUGGUACCACUCCUCCUCCGUGCUGGCCCUGGCCCUCGAUGCCCUCACCCUGCCCUACAGGCUGCACAGAGACAGCGUCCCCAUGUGGCAGAUGGCCGACUCCCUGGCCGUCUCUGGCAGGAAGGUGGUGGCUGCUUACGGUGCAGUUCCCUUACCCAUGAUGCAAGGCAGCUCUCUCCCUGACGCCCUGACUGCCUGCACAGAGGCGUUGCCCUGGAAACCUCUAUCAGCUUGCCCUGAACCCGACAACGGGCGAUUAUACGGCCAGUGGGCGACGCUCAAAGGCUACGAGGGACAGAAGCUAACCAGCUCUCUGGCCCCGGGGACCCGGCCCCCCACCCCUCUGCACAGCCUCAACAGAGGGGAGGACGUCCUGGAGUACUACAUCAGAACCUUCUACCCCUCGUCCCCCCUGGCUCUGCAGUUGGUGUCCUCUCCCAGUAAGCUGACACCACCUUUCCCUCGGAUAUUCACCCCGUCCCUCGGUGCCCAGGGCUUCCUACAGAGCCAGCCUCCUCCACGUGGAUCUCCGGCCCCGGUGGUCUCCUCGGCCCCUGUCAUGACGUCCCUCCAGUCCUCCACAUCGCUCGGCUCCUGGCUGGCCGAGAUGCAUCGCGGAGCCAGCACUUUAGACAUCUGCCGCGUGGCCCCCAGCUUCCUCUCCCAGGGGCCCGAAAUGGCCGACUACAGGGAGGCCCUGGAGGAGCUGCGCCUACUGUCCCGGUGUUACCGCGACGACAGCAUGAUACACUCCUCGUCAGAAGAGAGUGAUGAUUACUGAUGCUGGUAGCUUUCUGGUCGUGAUUUGAAUAGACUGCUAAGGCAUCAGCCCGCAUGCACACACACACACAUGCACAGCAAGAAGAGGAGCGGGGCCCCUGGUUUGAUUUAUAUAACAGAAUUAAGUGAAGUGUCAGAUGAGGGAAUAUUAGAAGGUUAGACCUCUACAUGUGAGAAUACAUUGAGGUGAUGAAUGUAGCAUCAUGUGACUGUAUGGACUGUGGUUACAUUUCCCUAAAUUACUGUUUAACUGUAAUUAAAUGUGUUUUUUAUACUAAGUAUACAUAAAAAGAUUGUUUUUUUA
Molecule: messenger RNA, 2146 nt
Organism: Trematomus bernacchii (emerald rockcod)
Lineage: Eukaryota; Metazoa; Chordata; Actinopteri; Perciformes; Nototheniidae
Gene: msto1
Product: misato mitochondrial distribution and morphology regulator 1
Exons: 14
Coding region: 89-1843 (584 amino acids)
Biological process (GO): mitochondrion distribution
Cellular component (GO): cytoplasm
Source: RefSeq, a predicted model, not a curated record